AGUCUUCUCAUCAAUCGAAACCCCAAAAAGCUCAAUUCAUUCAUUCAAUCCCAACAGUUCCAAAACUAACGCCACCCACCUUCUUCCCUUGAGAGGCCAUGGCCAAAAUCCCACAACUCUAAUUCUCUCUCUCUCUGUUUCUCUACUCUCUUACUUGUUUCUCUAUCUUCCUUUCUUCAUUCCUCCCAAACUCUUAACCAAAACCAACUACAAAGUUAAGCAAACUCACUCACAUGAUGAUGAUGAGAGGAGAAGAACAAGAAGAAGAAGAGUAAUUUUGUACAAGGAAGAAAGAUGGUUGAUUCUUCAGCUCUUUCAGCUGAAUGUUUGGUGGGUAUGCCCUAGAAAGACUUCCCCUUUUCCUUCUUUUCAAUUUGGUGAAGAUUAUUAGCCCCAUUCUCUUCCUCACCAAAUACCCAAAAAAACAGGAAAGGAAAAAAGAAAAAAGAAAAAAGGAAAGUAAAUAGAACAAGCCCUCCAUAUCUAUCUCCCUCGAUCCUCAAAUAUCUUUUGUUGUUGGGUUUUGCUUAAUUGCAUAUAUAAGAGCUAGAGAGAGCUAGCUCCCUGAGCUCAAAAUUAGGUUUGCAAGAAAAAUAUAGACGCAUAUAUGGAUCCAGUAGCAGCACAUGGGCGUCCACUGCCUCCUUCUUUUCUUUCUAGAGAUCUCCACUUACAUCCUCACCACCAAUUCCAGCACCACCUCCACCACAACAACCACAAUUCCGAAGACGAGCAGAACAGCAGUGGUGGAGGAGGCCUAAUUAGCCGCGGCAUCAAGCGCGAUCGUGAUGAGAACACCUCCGCCGCCACCACCUCCUUGGAAGGUAAGGAACUGGGCUCCACCAGUGCCGGGGAGGGCGAGAUCACGAGGAGACCCCGGGGCCGCCCUGCGGGCUCCAAGAACAAGGCCAAGCCCCCCAUCAUCAUAACCCGGGACAGCGCCAAUGCUCUCCGAUCCCACGUCAUGGAAGUCGCCAACGGCUGCGAUAUCAUGGACAGCGUCUCCACUUUCGCCAGGAUCAGGCAAAGAGGAGUUUGCAUCCUCAGCGGCAGCGGAACCGUCACUAAUGUCACUAUAAGACAACCGGCCUCCCCGGGAUCUGUGGUCACCUUACACGGCAGGUUUGAAAUUCUGUCGCUUUCCGGGUCCUUUUUGCCCCCUCCUGCCCCUCCCGCUGCUUCAGGUUUAACUAUAUACCUGGCCGGCGUGCAGGGCCAGGUGGUCGGGGGCGGGGUUGUGGGCCCGCUCCUGGCAUCGGGCCCGGUGGUGAUCAUGGCAGCGUCUUUUGGUAAUGCAGCUUAUGAGAGGCUGCCUCUGGAGGAGGAGGAGCCUGCUGCCGCAGGGCAGGUGCCGGGAAGCGGACCCCUCGGGUCUCCCGGGGUUGGCGGGCAAGAACAUCAACAGCAGUCGAUUCAGCAGCAGCAGCAACAACAACAGCAACUAUUGCAAGAUCCUAAUGCACCGUCGCUUUUUCAUGGGAUGCCGCAAAGUUUACUAAAUUCAUGCCAAUUGCCUGCUGAGGGAUAUUGGGGCACAGCACGCCCUCCUUACUGACUGACUGAUCGCUAAGCAAGAAA
Prunus mume (Japanese apricot) is the source of this 1578-nucleotide messenger RNA. NCBI's taxonomy places the organism in Eukaryota, Viridiplantae, Streptophyta, Magnoliopsida, Rosales, Rosaceae. The record is from RefSeq and is a predicted model, not a curated record.